This is a messenger RNA of Cyclopterus lumpus (lumpfish), 1463 nucleotides long. Its product is annotated as troponin I, fast skeletal muscle-like. NCBI's taxonomy places the organism in Eukaryota, Metazoa, Chordata, Actinopteri, Perciformes, Cyclopteridae. Gene Ontology annotation, cellular component: troponin complex. The transcript has 6 exons. The record is from RefSeq and is a predicted model, not a curated record. Bases 788 to 1411 code for a protein of 207 amino acids. Gene Ontology annotation, biological process: muscle contraction.
CAUAGACUUCUAUACAACCAGAGGAGUCGCCCCCUGGUGGUCAGGAGAGAGAAUGCAGCUUUAACACAAAACGGUGGUGUCCAUCUGCCGUCCUUCUGAAUUCAUGUGAAUUCAGCAUUUGAGGAGAAAUCAUUUGUAGUUAUUUUAUUAGACCUUUAUUUAACCAGAUAAAACCAAUUGAGAACCAAUUGUCAUUUUCAAUGAAGAGCUGGCCAAGAGGCUGAACACAGACAAGUGACACAAACAGCACAGAUACAACACGGAAUGACAAACACAUGAGAAAAUGACUAAAAACAAUAUAGGUACAUUAAUAAACACUAUGUACAGAACAAGGCGGAUUACUGGCUGAUGGAAGAGAGAGAGGAGUGAGGCCUGGUCAGCAGGUACAGCUGUCAACUCUGACUUGUUGCAGCUGGAUUUCUUAUUUUGAUGUAUUUCAGACAUUCUUUUGAAUGUCUAAAAUACACCCUUUAGUUUUCCGUGUGGAUGCAGUGGAUCUGGAUUGUUGUGCCGGUCUCUAUUUCCGGAGUGACAGUCAGAGAUGUUUGCGCCGGCGGAGGAGGUAUCGAGUGUUCCUGUUAAUCUCACAGAAGACAGACCUUCCAUGACUGGGAUGCCCCGGAGGACGACUGGACCCACAUCCGCAUUUAGACUCUCAAGGUUUUUCCUCGGCUGAUCGCAGCUGGUGUCCCGUUUCCUCUUAAGUGGAGUUAUUAUUUCUGAUGCCUGACCACAUCUUCACCUCGUUUCCCAUUUACAUCUGUUUGUGUCGCCGGUUUCAUACUUAAUGACUUUUUGUGAUUUGAAAACACUAAUCAACCAUUUAAAUGGGAAAUUGUGUUUUUCUGCAGGCUUCAAACCAAAAAACGCCAAAAUGUCGGAGAAAAAGAUGACAUCGAGUCGCAAGCAUCAUCUGAAGAGUUUGAUGCUGUCCAUCGCCAAAGGGCUCCUGGAGGAGGAGGACAGGGAGCAGGAGGAGGACAGGGAGCGCUACAUGGCAGAGAACUGUCCCCCUGUGGCCAUGCCAAGGACCAUGCAGGAGCUGCAGGAGCUUUGCCGGGAGAUCAACCAAAAGAUCGACGCGAUCGACGAGGAGCGAUACGACCUGGAUAUGAAAGUCAAUAAAUCCAACAAGGAGAUCGACGACCUGAAAAUCAAAGUUCAGGACCUGAUGGGGAAGUUCAAGAAGCCGGUCCUGAGGAAGGUCCGCAUGUCGGCCGACGCCAUGCUGAAGGCUCUGCUGGGCUCCAAGCACACGGUCAACAUGGAGCUGAGGGCCAACCUGAAGCAGGUCAAGAAGGAGGUCAAGGAGGAGGACAAGGAGCUGCGAGAUGUCGGCGACUGGCGUAAAAACAUCGAAGACAAAGCCGGCAUGGACGGGAGGAAGAAGAUGUUCGAGGCGGAGGCUUAAGUCAGCUCCACUUAUUUAUUGGCUGUUCUGAUCUGCCAGCAUGUUUUAGAUG